Panthera uncia (snow leopard) is the source of this 2017-nucleotide messenger RNA. RefSeq names its product ADP ribosylation factor 6 (gene ARF6). Gene Ontology annotation, cellular component: cytoplasm. The coding region runs from base 658 to 1185 and encodes 175 amino acids. The record is from RefSeq and is a predicted model, not a curated record. The transcript has 2 exons. Gene Ontology annotation, molecular function: GTPase activity; GTP binding. Gene Ontology annotation, biological process: intracellular protein transport; vesicle-mediated transport. Lineage: Eukaryota; Metazoa; Chordata; Mammalia; Carnivora; Felidae.
GGUCGCUCUCGUUGAACGGUCGGCCUUGUUGCGCCUGCGUGAUCGGGAGGGGAAGUGAGGCGGUUUCUUCGGCGCCUUUUCCGGCGGCGGCGGCGGCAGCGGCAGCGGCAGAGCUGGGAGGAGGAGGAGGUGGAGGCCAGAGGGAGCCCGCGCUCAGGGCGGCGGCUGGAGGCGGCGCACCAAGUUCCCGCGAGGAUCAAUGACCUGACGAGGCGCCGGAGCCGCGCUGACUCUCGGGUGGCCUGGGUCGGUGAGCCCGGUGCUGGUGGACCGGCGGGCGGGCCGGAGGGCCUCGGUCUCCCGCGGCGGAGUGAGGAGAAGGCGGAGGAGCGGGAACCGCGGUGGCGCUCGCGCGGCGCUCGCGGGGGGAAGGGCAGUUCCGGGCCGGGCCGCGCCUCAGCAGGGCGGCGGCUCUCCCGGCGCAGACUCAGGGCCCCGGCGGCAGCGGCGUCUGGAGGAAUCAAGUUGUGCGGUCGGUGAUGCCCGAGUGAGUCGCGAGCCCGGGCCUCUGCCCCGAGGAGGAGGCGACUCCCACGCAGGCCGCACGGGCGCCCUCGCGGCCGGGAGGCUUCGUUUCGGUUUCGCGGCGGCUGCGGCGUUGUUGGCUGAGGGGACCCGGGACACCUGAAUGCCCCCGGCCCCGGCUCCUCCGACGCGAUGGGGAAGGUGCUAUCCAAGAUCUUCGGGAACAAGGAAAUGCGGAUCCUCAUGUUGGGCCUGGACGCGGCCGGCAAGACAACAAUCCUGUACAAGUUGAAGCUGGGCCAGUCGGUGACCACCAUCCCCACAGUGGGUUUCAACGUGGAGACGGUGACUUACAAAAACGUCAAGUUCAACGUAUGGGAUGUGGGCGGCCAGGACAAGAUCCGGCCGCUCUGGCGGCAUUACUACACCGGGACCCAGGGUCUGAUCUUCGUAGUGGACUGCGCCGACCGCGACCGCAUCGACGAGGCCCGCCAGGAGCUGCACCGCAUUAUCAAUGACCGGGAGAUGAGGGACGCCAUAAUCCUCAUCUUCGCCAACAAACAGGACCUGCCUGAUGCCAUGAAACCCCACGAGAUCCAGGAGAAACUGGGCCUGACCCGGAUUCGGGACAGGAACUGGUAUGUGCAGCCCUCCUGUGCCACCUCAGGGGAUGGACUCUAUGAGGGGCUCACAUGGUUAACCUCUAACUACAAAUCCUAAUGAGCAUUCUCCACCUAUCCCCCGGAAGGAGAGAAAUCAAAAACCCAUUCAUAGGAUUAUCGCCACCAUCACCUCUUUCAAUUGCCACUUUCUCUUCUUUUGAAUUUGAACUCUGGAGUUACUGUUCUACGGUUGGGGAGGGGGGGGUUAGGGGUUUCCUUUUUUUGUUUUUUUUUUUUUUUUCUUUUUAUAUUUUUUUUUUUUUUUUUUGCUUUGCGUUAGGAAGCUCUGAUCUGACAUUUGCCAUGAACACAAAGUGCUAGAUGCUCUUAAUGACUUCCAGCAAAUGGGAUGGGGGAAAUAUAGCAGUUUUUGGUAAAGUCCUUUAUAAUAAUGGUUUGAUUUUUUAUUUCGAGAGAAUCUUUUUUGCAAUGUAUGCUUUUUUCCUUUUUGCCCAGUUUCCUUAUCACUUGCUGUAGAUGGCUUAUUUUGCAUUCAUGCAGACUAUGUUGCAAGUCUGUUUCAUCUAGUAAACUGAAAAUUAUUGCUUAAUCAAACUGCCGUUUGUCUUUUAUAUUUAAGGCCUUUACCCCUCCCUUCUGAGUUUUACCUUUAACUUAGUAAUUUCAAAUGUGACCUUUUAGAUCUAAGACCACUGUAGUAAACUUAGCCUACAGUGGCAAAUCAUGAGUAAUAUCAUUGUAAUAUGUUCCAGUUGCACAUCAGUAUGUUAAACAGGUAAUGUAAGAAGUUUUUUGAAAUGUCAGCUAUUAAGUUCUGAAACAUACAUCAUGCAUGAGUAGGGAUAAAGCUCAAGUUCCUUAUUACAUAGCCAGCUUACACUGCAUAAAGAUACGAAAGUGUAACCCGUCAAGAACACAGGUUUUUUUUU